UAAAGAAUGAGUUAUAUUCACAAAAGUUUUUUGCUUACAAUUAGGACAAGGCUGUUGUGGUAGUGCGAGUCCAUGAGUAUGUGGUACAUUUUGUCCAAAACUUAGGUGGUAGGCUAUGAUGGAUAUAUGAUGAGUUAUAUUUAAAAGUUUUUUGCUUACAAUUAGGACAAGGCUUGUGUGGUAGUGUGAGUUCAUGAGUAUGUGGUACAUUUUGUCCAAAGCUUAGGUGGUAGGCUAUGGUGGAUAUAGAAUGAGUAAUAUUUUUAAGGAUUAUGCUAACAAUUAGGACAAGGCUUAUGUGGUAGCGUGAGUCCAUGAGUAUGUGGUAAACUGUCCAAAGCUUAGGUGGUAGGCUAUGAUGGAUAUAGAAUGAGUAAUAUUUUCAAGGUUUUUGGUAACAUUUAGGACAAGGCUUGUGUGGUAGUGUGAGUUCAUGAGUAUGUGGUACAUUUUGUCCAAUACUUAGGUGGUAGGCUAUGUUGGAUAUAGAGUGAGUGGUAGUGCGAGUCCAUGAGUAUGUGGUACAUUUUGUCCAAUACUUAGGUGGUAGGCUAUGAUGGAUAAAGAAUGAGUUAUAUUCACAAAAGUUUUUUGCUUACAAUUAGGACAAGGCUUGUGUGGUAGUGUGAGUCCAUGAGUAUGUGGUACAUUUUGUCCAAAACUUAGGUGGUAGGCUAUGAUGGAUAUAGAAUGAGUUAUAUUUAAAAGUUUUUUGGUAAACAUUUAGGACAAGGCUUGUGUGGUAGUGCGAGUCCAUGAGUAUGUGGUACAUUUUGUGCAAUACUUAGGUGGUAGGUUAUGAUGGAUAUGGAAUGAGUGGUAGUGCGAGUCCAUGAGUAUGUGGUACAUUUUGUCCAAUACUUAGGUGGUAGGCUAUGAUGGAUAUAGAAUGAGUUAUAUUUAAAAGUUUUUUGGUAAACAUUUAGGACAAGGCUUGUGUGGUAGUGCGAGUCCAUGAGUAUGUGGUACAUUUUGUGCAAUACUUAGGUGGUAGGUUAUGAUGGAUAUGGAAUGAGUAAUAUUCAAAAGGUUUUUGGUAUCAUUUAGGACAAGGCUUAUGUGGUAGUGCGAGUCCAUGAGUAUGUGGUACAUUUUGUGCAAUACUUAGGUGGUAGGUUAUGAUGGAUAUGGAAUGAGUGGUAGUGCGAGUCCAUGAGUAUGUGGUACAUUUUGUCCAAUACUUAGGUGGUAGGCUAUGAUGGAUAUAGAAUGAGUUAUAUUUAAAAGUUUUUUGGUAAACAUUUAGGACAAGGCUUGUGUGGUAGUGCGAGUCCAUGAGUAUGUGGUACAUUUUGUGCAAUACUUAGGUGGUAGGUUAUGAUGGAUAUGGAAUGAGUAAUAUUCAAAAGGUUUUUGGUAUCAUUUAGGACAAGGCUUAUGUGGUAGUGCGAGUCCAUGAGUAUGUGGUACAUUUUGUCCAAUACUUAGGUGGUAGGCUAUGAUGGAUAUAGAAUGAGUAAUAUUUUCAAGGUUUUUGGUAACAUUUAGGACAAGGCUUGUGUGGUAGUGUGAGUUCAUGAGUAUGUGGUACAUUUUGUCCAAUACUUAGGUGGUAGGCUAUGAUGGAUAAAGAAUGAGUUAUAUUCACAAAAGUUUUUUGCUUACAAUUAGGACAAGGCUGUUGUGGUAGUGCGAGUCCAUGAGUAUGUGGUACAUUUUGUGCAAUACUUAGGUGGUAGGUUAUGAUGGAUAUGGAAUGAGUAAUAUUCAAAAGGUUUUUGGUAUCAUUUAGGACAAGGCUUAUGUGGUAGUGCGAGUCCAUGAGUAUGUGGUACAUUUUGUCCAAUACUUAGGUGGUAGGUUAUGAUGGAUAUGGAAUGAGUAAUAUUCAAAAGGUUUUUGGUAUCAUUUAGGACAAGGCUUAUGUGGUAGUGCGAGUCCAUGAGUAUGUGGUACAUUUUGUCCAAUACUUAGGUGGUAGGCUCUGAUGGAUAAAGAAUGAGUUAUAUUCACAAAAGUUUUUUGCUUACAAUUAGGACAAGGCUUUUGUGGUAGUGUGAGUUCAUGAGUAUGUGGUACAUUUUGUCUAAUACUUAGGUGGUAGGCUAUGUUGGAUAUAGAAUGAGUUAUAUUCAAAAGUUUUUGCUUACAAUUAGGACAUGGCUUUUGUGGUAGUGUGAGUUCAUGAGUAUGUGGUAUAUUGUCCAAAGCUUAGGUGGUAGGCUAUGAUGAAUAUUAUAAAGAUUGAGAAAUUUAAAGAUUUUUUGCUUCGAAUUAAGUCUAAGUUUUAGUGGUGUUGUAAUUUGUCCAAAGCUUAGUUAGUACUUGCACCACAAUGAAGAAGAUAAACAUUUAAAGCAUAUAAUGUAUCCAUUAAUGAGCUAUAGUCGAAUUAAUGAGAAACAGUUGACCAGUUGACAAAUCAUAAAAAGUGACAUCCUGAAAUCUUAGUUAAGAGGUAAAAUUAAAUAUGAAUGGAUAUUACACUUUUAAACUGAAAUAUUUUGGAUGUGCACUAUGUUUAUGUAUAGUAAUAUGUUCUUAGAUUGAUACAGGGUGUUGAUAACCAUGUUAGUGAUGUUGCUGUUAAGGCUGUUUCAGUUUAUAACAAAGUUACAUGUAUACAGAAGUGUGAAGAAAAAAGCUUUUGUUGUCCAUACAAUACAAUUGUUUGUGUUUUUUUUUAACAGCUGAACUCAGUAUGCCGGGGAAUAGAAAACGGAAAAAAACGCACCGAAGUCCUGCCAAUGACGACAGUACUAGUAGAACUAGUGAGCCAAUCAAAGAGGGAGAUUUUGUCCUAAUGGACAAAAUCUGGCCUGUUAAAGUCAGGAGAAUUGAGUCCAGCUGUGUUACUGUAUACAGCAAAUCUGACAAUGCCUUAAAAGUUGAAGAAAAAACCUGUUAGUUACAGGUUAUGGGAACAAGAUGUGGAAUGGGCUGAAAGAGGUGGUCAAGAUGAUGAUAUGGACACUGAUGAUGAAGAGAUGAACAACUUCAACAUGGUCAGUGACGACAAGGAUCUUGGUAAGGAAAAAGCCGAUGAUAACGUUGUGAGGGACAGCAAUGAUGCCAGUGAAGAGAUUGACAACGACAACAUGGUCAGUGACGGCAAGGAUCUUGGUAAGGAAAAGGACAAUGAUAACGUUUUGAGGUUCAGCAAUGAUGCCAGUGAAGAGAUGGACAACGACAACAUGGUCAGUGACGGCAAGGAUCUUGGUAAGGAAAAGGACAAUGAUAACGUUUUGAGGUUCAGCAAUGAUGCCAGUGAAGAGAUGGACAACGACAACAUGGUCAGUGACGGCAAGGAUCUUGGUAAGGAAAAAGCCAAUGAUAACGUUGUGAGGGACAACAAUGAUGCCAGUGAAGAGAUUGACAACGACAACACGGUCAGUGACGGCAAGGAUCUUGGUAAGGAAAAGGACAAUGAUAACGUUUUGAGGUUCAGCAAUGAUGCCAGUGAAGAGAUGGACAACGACAACAUGGUCAGUGACGGCAAGGAUCUUGGUAAGGAAAAGGACAAUGAUAACGUUUUGAGGUUCAGCAAUGAUGCCAGUGAAGAGAUGGACAACGACAACACGGUCAGUGACGGCAAGGAUCUUGGUAAGGAAAAGGACAAUGAUAACGUUUUGAGGUUCAGCAAUGAUGCCAGUGAAGAGAUGGACAACGACAACAUGGUCAGUGACGGCAAGGAUCUUGGUAAGGAAAAAGCCAAUGAUAACGUUGUGAGGGACAACAAUGAUGCCAGUGAAGAGAUUGACAACGACAACACGGUCAGUGACGGCAAGGAUCUUGGUAAGGAAAAGGACAAUGAUAACGUUUUGAGGUUCAGCAAUGAUGCCAGUGAAGAGAUGGACAACGACAACACGGUCAGUGACGGCAAGGAUCUUGGUAAGGAAAAAGCCAAUGAUAACGUUGUGAGGGACAGCAAUGAUGCCAGUGAAGAGAUUGACAACGACAACAUGGUCAGUGACGGCAAGGAUCUUGAUAAGGAAAAGGACAAUGAUAACGUUUUGAGGUUCAGCAAUGAUGCCAGUGAAGAGAUGGACAACAUGGUCAGUGAGGGCAAGGAUCUUGGUAAGGAAAAAGCCAAUGAUAACGUUGUGAAGGACAGCAAUGAUGCCAGUGAAGAGAUUGACAACGACAACAUGGUCAGUGACGGCAAGGAUCUUGAUAAGGAAAAGGACAAUGAUAACGUUUUGAGGUUCAGCAAUGAUGCCAGUGAAGAGAUUGACAACGACAACAUGGUCAGUGACGGCAAGGAUCUUGAUAAGGAAAAGGACAAUGAUAACGUUUUGAGGUUCAGCAAUGAUGCCAGUGAAGAGAUGGACAACAUGGUCAGUGAGGGCAAGGAUCUUGGUAAGGAAAAAGCCAAUGAUAACGUUGUGAAGGACAGCAAUGAUGCCAGUGAAGAGAUUGACAACGACAACAUGGUCAGUGACGGCAAGGAUCUUGAUAAGGAAAAGGACAAUGAUAACGUUUUGAGGUUCAGCAAUGAUGCCAGUGAAGAGAUGGACAACAUGGUCAGUGAGGGCAAGGAUCUUGGUAAGGAAAAAGCCAAUGAUAACGUUGUGAAGGACAGCAAUGAUGCCAGUGAAGAGAUUGACAACGACCACAUGGUCAGUGACGGCAAGGAUCUUGAUAAGGAAAAGGACAAUGAUAACGUUUUGAGGUUCAGCAAUGAUGCCAGUGAAGAGAUGGACAACGACAACAUGGUCAGUGACGGCAAGGAUCUUGGUAAGGAAAAAGCCAAUGAUAACGUUGUGAGGUACAGCAAUGAUGCCAGUGAAGAGAUGGAAAACGACAACAUGGUCAGUGACAGUGAAGAUGCAGAGUUUGAGGAUAUAGAUAAUUAUGCAGAUAAAGAUUAUGAGGCCAGCAGUGAGGAUGAGGAAGAAGGAAACAAUACUGACAUGGACGACCACAAUACUGACAUGGACAUGAUAGAUAAUGAUUUGGACAUACAAGAUGAGGAUAAAGAGGAGGAAAAUGGUGGCUCCAAAUUAGGGUCUGGUUGUCAGUUUGAAGAGUUAGAUGAGGAUAUCAUUGAAAGAGACCAAACAAGGAGUGGUAUAUAUAUAAGAAAACAGCUGAAAUGUAGCAAAACCAAUACAGGGAAGAAGAAAAAAACAAGCCGCGUGUAUAACAAUUAUCACUGUUGUUUCAUUUGUAAAAAACAUACAACAAAUAUUUUGAAGCAUUUGAGGACUCAUAAAGAAAACAAAGAAACAAAAGAAAUUGUAGACAUGAAGGCAGCAAUUGAUGCAGGAAAUUCAAAAGACAAAACAAUAAUAGAAAUGAAAGAGGCCAUUACCAAAAAACAAGUUCUUUUGCGGUGCAGGGGUGACCAUGAACAUAAUAUGAAUGUAACAGCACAAGGGCAUGGGGAGUUGUUGAUUGCAAGAAAAAAUGGCCAAUUCAAUGUUAAGGACUACGGGCCUUGUCCCCUCUGUUUUGAAUGGAUGAAAAUAAAAUCAUUUUCUAAGAGACACCAGCUUAAUUGCCCUGCAAAGAACAAGGACAUCCUUAAACAAAGCCUAACUAAAGGUGAAGCUAUCACCCAGUCUGCUGUAUUAGUAGGUUUAGUAAGUGAGAAGGCAACAAAAUCUCUCAUAAAAGAAGUUUUCCCAAUCAUGACUAGAGAUGAAAUAACAGAAAUGGCUAAAAAUGAUCCUCUUAUUGUUGCGUUGGGCAACAAUUGGCUUCGUCGAAACCUCGCCAACACUCUGAAACGAAAAUACUACACAUCGAGCAGAAUGAGGGGUGCUGCAAGACUUCUUUGCCAUUUGCACAAUUUGUCCAGAGUAAAAUUACCAAUGAUUGAUUAUAUAACACCGUCGUAUUUUGAUACCAUGUGUGAAGCAGCACUUCUCUGUGCAAAUGUAGAUGCUGACGAUGAAGAGGAUUUAGCAAGCCCAUCUUCAGCACUCAAGAUCGGGUUCGACAUCGGGAGGUUAGCACAUUUGAAACUUGGAAUUACAAUUAGGGAAGGCAACAUAAAGGGCAAAGAAGAUGCUGAGCAGUUUAACUCACUGAUGAAAAUGGAGUGGACCCUAAGAGUAUCGAAAAUUGCACAUUUAAAACUUAAUGCCAUGAAAUUGAGGAAGACAUCCCCAUUGCCUGUACCAGAAGACCUUGCGUCAAUUUCCACUUAUCUCAAAAGUGAAUUGAAAGGGUUGGAUUUAACCCAACGAUCUUCAGUCAAAACCAGCGACAUCUACAAAAGAGCGGUUAUCCUUACUCAGACCCGCCUGUUAACAUACAACAAGAGAAGGUCUGGAGAGCUGGAGGCCUUGAGUAUGGAAAAUUACGACAAUAGGUCUGUUGGGCUUGAUGAAGCAGACGGAGCAUUACUUGGAAACGAACUAACUGACUUAGAGAAACAUCUGAUUGACAGUCAACAGCUCAUCAAGAUUAGAGGAAAGAACUCCAAGCCUGUGCCAAUUCUUGUACCAGAGGAUGUUGUUGCUGUCCUGGAGUACAUUGUAUCAGCAAAUGUUAGAAGAAAUGCUGGCGUGAAGACGUGGAACAAAUACGUUUUUGCAAACGCAGGUGAAGGUGUCUUCAGGGCAUAUGACUCGCUGAAGACAGUAUGUAGUGAGAUAUCGUUAUCAGCACCCGAGAGAAUUACUAGUGUUUCCAUGCGGAAGUAUAUUGCCACACUCAGUCAAGUCAUUGACAUGAAGGAGCAUGAACUUGAAUGGCUGUGUGGUCAUUUAGGUCACACAGCUAAUAUACACAAGCUUCAUUACAGAGCUACAAGUGGCUUCAUUGAACGUGUGAAUAUUGGCAAACUAAUGCUUCUUCAAGAUUUGAAUGUUGCUGGACAGUUCGCUGGUAAAAGGCUCCAAGACAUCGAUAUUGUUGAUGUUGUCAAAGGAACCUCCUCAUCAGCCCAAAGACUUGAACCAGAAAAUACAGGAAGAUUAGAUGAAGACGUGUUUGAAGAUGACAAUGUACCCAGAAAAAAAAAGGCUGCUAGUACCAGGCAGGCAUGGAGCAAAGACGAAGAGGAGGAAUUGAGGAAACUCUUCAAAAAAAACUUUGACACAAGGACCUAUCCAGGUCUCAAAGACUGCAAUAGAGCAAUCCAUAACAGUAGAACGAGCAGUGGAUUAAUUCACAAAAGAAAUUGGGAAACCAUCAAGAAAAAAGUUAUCCGCAUGGUCAAAGCACAUAAAUGACUUGGAACUAGUGCCAUCUGCUAGUAAAUAGACUUACAUGUCUCAAAACAAAGACGUUGGAAGUUCUUGGGGGGGGGGGGGGGGGGGGGGAUAUUUUGUUUGAUUGUUUAAUUGUUAAAAUUUGGGUAGUAUGACAUGAUUGUCAAUGGUUCAAAACUAAUAACUUAGGACAGACAAUGGAGAUAUAAUGAUUGAAAUUAGCGAGUUAUAUGGACACUUGUUAUGUGAUGUGUUUUGUCAAAGGCUUAAGUGAUUUGACUUGAUGGAAACAGAAUUAGAAAAUCAAUGAAUUCAGGUACUUGCUAGGACAAGUCUUUUAUGGCAAUUUGAUUUAGAAAAUCAAUGAAUUCAGGUACUUGCUAGGACAAGUCUUUUAUGGCAAUUUGUCCUAAGUUUUUGAUGGUAUAACAUGCUGGAAAUAGACUUGCAAAAUUGCAAAAUCAGAUAUUUUUGCUGAUAACUUUGACCAACCAAACAGUGAAGUGUUAAAUUAUUCCUGUCAUACCAGAUGCCCAAAAUCAUUAUUGGUGUUGAUGUAGAUUGGAACCUUGUUUCUAUAAAGCUAAUUGAUUUUUAUUUUGUGAAGAACAUCGGAUUGAAUGUUUAAGCCAAGAAUAUUUGCUGAUCUGUUAUUUGGUAGCAAUAUUUUUAAAAACUGCAGGCCAUACUUAGGGAGAUUGAUUAUUUUUCAAAAUAUGGUAUCAAGGUUUAUUAUGAAGAAAAAAUAAUUCAGUUAAAAUUGUAUUGAGUUUACUUUAAUAAUCAUUUGUCCAUAAGAUAUGUGGAUAAUUUUUUCCAAAGCUGCGAUAGUAGACAUGAUAAAAAUAGAUGUAAAAUUGAUUGAAGUUAGCUUAAUGCUUAGACACAUCUCGUGUGGUAAUUUGUCAUUUUAUUUAAUUAAGUGACCAGAUGUAAACAGAUUUUAAAAAAUUGAAGUGGUACACCUUUAAUUCAGAUCUAGAAAAGUAGUAUUUUUAGUUCCUGAGAUAGAUAUUGAUUUGAAGUCGAAAGCCUAGAGAUGGUGAUUGAAAAUUGUAUUUGAUGCAUUAAUUUUAUUGCUCUUUCUUCAGGUGUAUUGCAUUCUGAAGAUGGUGUCAUUUAAACAUACUAGGUUAAAAGUGUGAACUAUUCAUGUGCUUGGAUGAUAUUUGAGCUAAUUGUAAGUAAAAAUAUUGUUUUUUGAUGAUAAUUAGCUAUAUGAAUGUCAAUGAAUUGGAUAUUUACAUUUCAUACUAUAAAGCAUAUACAUGCAUAUUCGAAAAAAAUUGCAUCAGUAUUAGAACAUGAAGAAAGAGCAAAUAUCUGUUUCAUUUUGUUCAUUGCCUAAUAAAUAGUUUGACAUGAUAGAUCAAUGUACAUGUAAAAAACAACGUUUUUACAUACAUUUUGUUCGAAGACAAGAUGGUAAGAUAUUUUUGAUACUUUUUUGUUAUUCUUAUGUGAUAUUUGGUAUAUGGAUAGAUGCGUAAAAAUUACUGGUAUUCCAUGCAUAUUUCCUGAUGUUGGCCUUUCUUAAGAUAAUCUCGAUGUUUCUUUUAAUUCAUCUCUAUAUGGACUGCAGAAGAAAACUGGGUUACAGGUUGAUGUUAUCAGGUGUGCUGAUUUGAACAGUGCUCAAGGAAAAACUUUAUGUGAUUCUGUCCUAUGCUUGGUCAUGUUAUUUCAUGAUGGCAUUAUGCCAUGAAAGUUUUUUUUGUGCUUUUGAAUGAGAAAUGCAAGAUAAUUGCACAAUAAAGUUAUUUUAAAAACUA
Molecule: messenger RNA, 8875 nt
Organism: Pecten maximus
Lineage: Eukaryota; Metazoa; Mollusca; Bivalvia; Pectinida; Pectinidae
Product: titin homolog
Exons: 10
Coding region: 2907-7124 (1405 amino acids)
Biological process (GO): DNA recombination; DNA integration
Molecular function (GO): DNA binding
Source: RefSeq, a predicted model, not a curated record